GCGAGCGGACGUGCCGAUCAUGAGCUCUGUAGGAGCGGCUUCAGCGGCCCAGCAGGGCCGCGGUACCAGGAGUUUUGCCUCAGAAGACCCGGAAUACCAAGUUUUGCUGCCUCAAUUGCCGACAGGUCGGAUAGUUUUAAAUACAGUUUUUCUGCAUGCGGAUGUGCGUGCCAGGCCGUAUCGUGUGGAACAUUUCCGAGAUGCGUUGGCUAGCUUAGGCCUACUCGCUGAUGUCAUCGCCCUAGGGGCGUAUCAGAUGAGCCACGUUUGGGCGGUUACUUUCAAGAGCGACGAAGGCGUGAAAAGGCUUUCAAGCACCAAGAACCUCAAGGUGAAUGAACAUCGGUGCAUUGUUGUUUAUCCAGCCAAUCAGGCCGUGCGGCUGAAGCUGCAUUGGAUGCUUCAUAACGUGUGGGACGAGGAUAUACGGACAGCCCUGUUACCGUUCGGAAAGGUCACGGACGUUUUCCAUGAAAAGUGGCGUGUUCAAGGAGUUCAAGAUAAAGCAUCGUCGACACGGGUGGUGUCCCUGGUUCUGAAGACGGGUAUGACCAUAGAAGACCUGCCCCAUCAACUUCGUGUAGCUGGACCUGCUCUCCGAGAGGACGUGGCUGACCUGUUAAUGGACGAGGCUGACGUUGAUGAGGCUUCCCGCGUGCUAGUACCACCGGCGGACACAGUCGCAACACCUUCUGUGCCGGCGGCUAAUUCCAAGAAGGUGGUAAAUGUGCUGCCUACGGGCCCGAAAGAUGCAGUGCAAAGGCCAUGCGACGAAGGAGCCAAAGAAGAAUCGGCCGCAAAAUCCACCGCUGCCGAGGAGACCGCCACGGAGCACGGGCCGGUAACUUCCUUGAUGGACGUCGAAGAAUCGAGUGCAAGCAAUGCGGCUAUGAAAAGAGCGAGGGACUCGACCGGCAACCUGGACGGCAACCUGGACGGCACCCUUGACAACGGGGCCAAAGACGAGCCGCCGCCAAAAGCGCAGGCGGGUCGUCGUGUGCCCGUGCGCCUGAAGCCAAACAUCCCGCCGGACAGACGACCGGCGGCAAAACCGCCUAAGUAGGACCCGGCGCCUACUGGGGCGCCCGGACUAACGACGUGAAGACAUGGCGUCCUUUUUGGAAUCGGGCUUCGCGUACGCUCUAAAGGUACGCGUGUGGAUCGAGCGGUUUUCAGUGCAAAAGUUAUGCAUGCAAUUUUUUUCUACAGUGUGUCCGGAUCGCUUGUUCUUUAGCGGCACCGUGCGAUCGGCUUGCUUUUGCAGAUAAAUGGCGGGGAAACUAGAGAGAGCACUGAGAGUUGCCACGUUAAAUGUUCGUGGCCUUGGAGCGCGAAGGAGGCAAUAUCAACUUAGCCGCUUGUGUAUGGAGAAGGAACUCGAUGUAGUUGCCUUACAAGAAACUAAGGUAGAAACCCAAGAGCAGACCGAUCGCAUGGUGACGCCUUUCACGGCGCAUUACAAUGUGUGCGUGUGCCAUGCGAAUGGCACAUCAGGCGGAUGUGCGUUGUUAAUACGGAAGAGUGCUGGUAUCAUUGAAGAAAGUGUAACUGUUUCUGAAACUGGCCGCUUGCUUAUUGUAGAUUUUUCUUUUUCUCACGAUUUGUGGCGGCUCGUAUGCGUUUAUGCGCCAAACAAUGUGAAUGAUCGAUUUUUGUUUUUUGAAUCUAUCGAGCAAUAUCUAAAAUGUGAUCGCUUCGUCAUAUUUCUUGGUGAUUUUAACUGUGUGUGUUCUCCGGAAGACCGACUAAAAAGGGAAAGGGUUCGCGAUAAAAGUGCUCUCCUUUUGAGCAGACUAAUUGAAAACCACAACUUAGAAGAUGUGGGCCUAGUCCUCACUGAUGGUAUCAUUCCGCAGUACACGCACAUUCAGCGAAAUAGCCGAGCAAGGCUGGACAGAGUGUAUGUUUCUGACGUCUUGAUCACCCUUUGUAAUAGUUAUAACGUCGCACCGCAAUCGUUCACGGACCAUAGCUUGGUAAGCUUCUCGAUUGGGGAAAAAGUUAAAAGAACACGAUUCAACUGGAACAUGUGGAAAUUCAACGAAAAGCUGCUUGAUGAUGAACCAUUUGUGCGAAGAGUUAAGGAAAAGAUAACAGAGUUGAUGACAAAUGAGGAUGAAUAUUUUACUGCCACAUGGGAGGAAUUUAAGAUUCAAGUUAAGUUCAUUGCAAUAGAAAGAGGAAGCAGCCUUCAGCACGAUAAAUUACAGAAACAAAGAGAGCUGCAAAGACAGCUAGAAUAUCUGUCAAGCGCAGAAAAUGCGGGUCACGAUCUAUUAGCUGAAAACGUAAAGAAAGUAAGACGCGAGCUUGAAGUUAUCGACGAAGAGCGAUACAAAGCAGCAGUUAUACGCGCUAGAAGCGAACGCCUAUGGAUGGGUGAGAUACCAAACAAACGGGCAAUGAGCGAUGAAAAGCGUCACGCGUCAAGAAAUGAGAUCCAACAGAUACGUCUUCAAAACGAGGUGACGUCAGACGCUUCGUCGAUUGAGAAAGCUUUUGUGGAGCACUAUCGCGAAUUGUUCGGCAAUGUGACGCGUUCUGGACUGGUCUUCGAGAGUGAAUUCAUGAGCGAGAUGCCAAGGUUGGAUGACGACGUUAGAGAAAGUCUUGAGAGACCAAUAGCUGUAUCCGAGAUCGAAAGGGCGAUGGAAGAACUGCCAUUAGGCAAAUCGCCAGGGCCGGAUGGCCUAGGCGCCGCUUUUUACAAGGCAUUCAGUCAGGAGUUUGCGUGUAUAUUGCACCGACUACUCUCAGAGGCGUAUGAAUUUAAAAAAGUACCACCCUCAUUCCGGACUUCACACAUAGUAUUAAUUCCGAAAACCGAUGACCGGGAAAAGCUCCUUUCAGUAGGUUCAUACAGACCGAUAAGUCUGACCAACACAGAUUACAAAAUAUUUAUGAAAGUACUGGCUCGACGAUUUCAAAGCGUGAUUCAGCAGCUUGUAGGGCCACACCAGACGUGUGGCAUUAAAGGCCGCACCAUUUUCACGAACACCCACAUUGCAAGGAAUGUGCUCGAAUGUUGUGAUGCCAUUGGGGGUCGGGUGGCCAUGUUGCAGCUAGACCUUGCGAAGGCGUUCGACCGGGUGUCACAUGAGGUGCUUUUCGCUAUACUGCAGUACUGUAAUGUUGGGAGCGUCAUUGUAGAUGGCGUUAAAAUGGCUUAUGAAGACUGUUACACGCAGCUUAUAGUUAAUAAGUGUCUUAGUUCGCGGGUGCCAGUCCGCUCGUCUGUACGGCAAGGCUGUCCCUUGUCUCCUUUGCUUUUUGCCCUGUACCUCGAACCCUUUUGUAUGGCAGUCAUACGGGAUGAAAACAUUCGUGGUUUUAGGCUGCACGCCACAGAAGUUAAAAUGCUAGCUUAUGCAGAUGACGUCGCCGUCUUUUGUGAAGACAGGGAAAGCGUGGUCGAGGCUGUCCGCCUUGCAAGAUCCUUUUGUAGGUACACUGGUGCCCAGAUAAACUUCGAAAAAAGUGUUGGGAUAUGGCAUGGAAGCUGGGACGCGACACCCACAAACUUCGCCGGUAUGCAGUGGACUACAGUGCCUUCACUGUAUCUAGGAGUGCCCCUUGAGUGCUAUCGGGACUCGACACAGUUGUGGACCGGACAAAUAGAAUCAAUGAAAGAAAAGAUAAAAGGAUGGCAGGGCCGGGGAUUGUCAGUGUUUGCACGUGCUUCAGCUUGCAAUGUUUUUUUGAUUGCCAAAGUUUGGUACAUACUGCAAGUAAUGUUCAUGUCCCGUGUAAACGUUCAAAAAAUGCAUCGAGUGUUUGCUAUCUUCAUCUGGA
Dermacentor albipictus is the source of this 3792-nucleotide messenger RNA. RefSeq lists its product as uncharacterized. The record is from RefSeq and is a predicted model, not a curated record. NCBI's taxonomy places the organism in Eukaryota, Metazoa, Arthropoda, Arachnida, Ixodida, Ixodidae.